AUGCAUGAGACGGAGCUACUCUAUUACGUGUUGGGGACAAAAAAAUUCCCCAACAGCCCAACAGCUAACUUGGAGCGCUUCAUACGCCGCUUCAAUGUGGUGGUGUACUGGGUGGCCACAGAGAUCUGUCUGUGUGCAGAGCUCUCCAAGCGAGCGCGGCUGAUGAGGAAGUUCAUCCAGAUGGCCUCCAUCCUAUAUCGUGAAAAAAAUAUUAACUCAUUCAUGGCUGUAAUGUAUGGCCUGACAAACAGUGCAGUGUCCAGACUGCACAACACCUGGAAGAAAGUGCCAAAAGUACAGCUGAAGCAGUUCAGGAAAUAUGAGCUCAUACUGGAUCCAUUCAGCAACCAUGACGCAUUGAGGAAAGUGGUGGCUAAACUGGACCCGCCAUAUAUCCCGUACCUGCCCCUCAUUUUAAAAGACCUAACAUUCAUAAAUGAAGGGAACAAAACAAGACAAGAUAAUCUUGUCAACUUCGAGAAAAUGAAAUUAUUUGCCAAAACAUUAAAGAUUAUGAAAGACUGCCGGAAUCAGCCCUACUUACCCAUUUCACCAGAAACUGUCCGUUCAAAGAAAGGCACUGGCCUUCACAACAUACAGAAGCCCUCAUGUCCUGAGCAGUUCAACAGCAGAAAACUGCACGUAAUCAGUGACCAGCGGAAGCUGACCCAGCUCUCCAGGGCCAUUGAGCCGUGAGGGCUAUUAUAAAGUUUAA
Sardina pilchardus (European sardine) is the source of this 715-nucleotide messenger RNA. RefSeq names its product rap guanine nucleotide exchange factor 3-like. The transcript has 9 exons. NCBI's taxonomy places the organism in Eukaryota, Metazoa, Chordata, Actinopteri, Clupeiformes, Clupeidae. Gene Ontology annotation, cellular component: plasma membrane. Gene Ontology annotation, biological process: Ras protein signal transduction; positive regulation of GTPase activity. The record is from RefSeq and is a predicted model, not a curated record. The coding region runs from base 1 to 696 and encodes 231 amino acids. Gene Ontology annotation, molecular function: guanyl-nucleotide exchange factor activity.